Vicia villosa (hairy vetch) is the source of this 1058-nucleotide messenger RNA. Its product is annotated as BAG family molecular chaperone regulator 5, mitochondrial-like. The transcript has a single exon. The record is from RefSeq and is a predicted model, not a curated record. NCBI's taxonomy places the organism in Eukaryota, Viridiplantae, Streptophyta, Magnoliopsida, Fabales, Fabaceae. Gene Ontology annotation, biological process: protein folding. Gene Ontology annotation, cellular component: plasmodesma. The coding region runs from base 111 to 935 and encodes 274 amino acids. Gene Ontology annotation, molecular function: protein-folding chaperone binding.
UCCAUUAUAAAUCAUUCUGUGUAACUUUCUUCCAUUAACAUAACCGCAAGCAACUGAGCAACUUUAAUUCUCUCAAUUAUCAUAAUAAGUAUAUUCAAAUUAACACAAAAAUGAUGCAUUUCAAAAACAAAAGAAGAACACCAUCCAAGGUGGUUUCGAUUCCUGUUCAUUUCGUUGGGUCUGAGAAAACUAGAACCGAAUCGGCGACGAAUAUUCAAAGGAUUGCAAGAGGGUAUCUUGUGAGGAAGAGUUUGAAGAAGAUGUUGAAUAUAAAAGUGGAGUUGGAGGAGAUUGACAAGAAGGUCAAUAAUGAAGAAACUGUGAAGAUGAUGAAGAAUGAGCAAAAGGAGAGGAUAAGGAUGGGUGAAUCCAUCAUGAAUAUGCUUCUUAGGUUGGAUUCUGUUAGUGUGUUUCAUUGUGGUGGUCUUAGGGAGUUGAGAAAGUCACUCAUUAAGCGGGCCAUUGUUCUUCAAGAAUUUGCUGAUCAAAUUCAAAUGAUGAGUCCCAAAGAUGAGGUGGAGAAUGAGGAUGGUGAUUGUUUGAUGAAGGUAAAAGAGGAAGAGGGUGGAAAUGAGGAUGAGAAGAAAGUGGAGGUAGAAGAGAAAGAAGAGAGUGUUGGAUCUAGUCUGAUGGAGGAAGGAAUUGAGGAGGAUAGUGUGGAUGUGAAAGAAGAGGAGGGUAGAAAUGUAAUUUUAUGUGAGGAGGAAGAGGAUGAGAAAAGGGAAAUAUUGAUAAGGAUGAUGAAUGAGAAUGAGAAGAUGAUGCAUAUGAUGACACAAUUGUUUGAGAGGAAUGAGAAACAAACAUCACUUCUUACAUCUCUCACACAAAGAGUGGAACAGCUUGAGAGAGCAUUCACUUGUGACAAGUUGAAGAAGAAGAAUAAAAGGAGAAGACAUGUUGAUGCCAAACAUAGAUAUAAUGGAUGCAUUUGAUGAUUUUUGCUUUAAUUUUUUAAUCUCUUUUGUUUUGUCUCAAGUUGGUGUUUAUUGUUAUCAAUGUAACUAAUUUCAAUGAAGUGACUUGCCAAUUGUCUUUUGAGUUUUGGAAACAUGUUG